Messenger RNA from Homalodisca vitripennis (glassy-winged sharpshooter), 2873 nucleotides. Its product is annotated as dynein regulatory complex subunit 7-like. Bases 1 to 2790 code for a protein of 929 amino acids. NCBI's taxonomy places the organism in Eukaryota, Metazoa, Arthropoda, Insecta, Hemiptera, Cicadellidae. Gene Ontology annotation, biological process: flagellated sperm motility. Gene Ontology annotation, cellular component: motile cilium. The transcript has 14 exons. The record is from RefSeq and is a predicted model, not a curated record.
AUGAAAAGCACCCCCGCGCCCUGUCCGCCCUACCCCCCGGGCAGCACAUUAGGCCGGCCGGGUGGUCUGACGGGACACGUAGAGCACAAGACGGCCACCACACCACUCGCCCCCGCACUGCCACCCUGCCCUACCCUGCCCUGCCCUGCCCGGUCUGUCCCUGCAAACAUCGAGAACAGAACAGCGAACAGCGGCGGUGUUCUAUCGAUUGGGCCGCGGGCUAGAGCACGGAGAGAUAAGGACGAGAGGACGGGAAGGGAGGACAGGAGAUAUCUGUGGCUAGCGGAGGACGGGGGACGGCUGACAGCCCGCCUCGUGUCGCGGCUCACAGUGAGGACGGCUCAAUAUGUCCACCGUCACCUCGCCGUCCGCUGCCCGCUCGCUAGUCACACAGCCAGCCACACCGAGCGAAUAUCGACUUGUAAGGGCCCCGCUAACCGCGAGCGAGGGCGGAAAUGCCGGGCCGGACAGCGCCAGUGCGUGUCCAUGUCGCGGUAUUCUACCCUCACCACUGCCCGCUCCGCGCCACUUCGGCGAACCCUGGCCCUCUUGUCUCAGCUCGGACGUCUUGUCCGUAAUAAUCCAUCUACCUGGUUUUUCCAUUUCACCAUCACCAUUGUCGUCGCCUUCCGCGUCGCUGCCAGCCUGAUAUCGCUGUCGCCGCGUCGCGCACCCGUCUGCCUGCCCUGGCCAGAAAAAGUGGUGUCGGGCAAGACUGUGUUACAACAACAAGCUGGCCACUGCUUCGAAAUGAGCAUCCUGCUGACCAGUUACCUGAUAGCUGCUGGUUACGAUGCUUACGUGGUCUCUGGCUACGCUACCAAGGACUACUGCCAGAACAACCUCACUCGCACUGUCUGCCCCGAUAUCCCGGACAUAUCCGAGAAAGUUGUGGUGGAGGAGCCCCCACCCCCGGGAAAGUACACAGUGCGAGAGCCGAGAGAUCUGCGUAGCAAGUUCAUUCUGAUGAUGGAACAGAGAGUCAAGGAUAAAGAGGAGGAGGAGCGACUACAGUGGGAGGAGGAGGAGAGGAAGAGGAUUGAGGAACUUGAGAAACCACCACAUGACCCCCUGUACUGGUGGGGUAUUCACAGCUGGGUGGCUGUACUACCCAGUCCCAACAAGUCUGAUGUAGAGCAGGUGUUUUUCAUACAGCCAGGUUCUGGGGUGGAAUCCGGUCCUGCCGACCCUCUCUACUUGGGCAUUGAGAGCCUGUGGAACCAUCGCAAUUAUUGGGUCAAUGUGCAGAACUGCAGUGGCUGUAAGGAUCUGCAGUUUGAGCUACGAGACACAUCGUGUUGGCAACACCUGUUGCCUGGUGAGCCAUGGGAGUGGCAAGAGAUCUCCAGAGAUAUGGAUCUAGACCAGAAGGACACAAUCCUGCUGGAGAAACACCUGGACAUGCCUGCAUCUUGGGUCCAGCGACUGCAUAUCCCUCACGACCGAUAUGAGCAGCGGUAUCCUCUAGGCCAGAAGAGCACCUACUACAAGAAGGCGUUGGUAGAGAAGUUUGCUCCAUACCUGCACGACGAUGGGCUGGUCUGCAGAGUAACCACAUAUGAGGAUUAUGAGUGCCAGGAGCCACAGGUGGAAUACCAGAUGUUCCAAAACAGGGAGGACUGUCUGUUCCGCUCCAUCCGGUAUUUUCAGCCAGAGACGAUCAUUGAUGAGUAUGAGAAGGGCAGGGAAGAUGCACUUAUGAGACAAACACGAUACACAGAGGAGAGCAGGCGGGUGAUGGAAUUCUUCCAGCAGGUACGCCAUGACAGUCUUAAAACUCUGACUCUCACACCGGUGUCUCUGGAGGAGCAGUUUGAGAGCCGAGAGGACCGACUGUACCAUCGCUUUGUAACCUUUGACCCUCGCACCCGUGCCCUCAACAAGUGGUCCAUCACCGAUGGCACCAUCCGUCGAACUGUUACUAAAAUUAUCGAGAAGUUCCAUCGCAACGAAGAGCUCGUGGCGGACAGAGACAUUGCAAGACGAGAGUUUGACAUAACAAACGAAGAGAUUAAUAUAAACUACCACUACGCAGAGGGGAAAAUCACAGCAGGGACACGGUACUUCGUCAAGCCCCCACUUGCUGACCAGGGCGACCGACUCAAGUUUGACAGCAAAAUGACUUCAGGUUAUGUGGUGGACACAGCUGCUCCUCCCCAGAAGAAGGUUGAACUGUUCUGGCUGCUGGAGGCUUGUCUCAAAGCAGAACGUGAUGCUCUCAAGCACAUUCGUGACAUGGAAGAUGAGAUUUUGUCAAUACUCCGUAGUUUGGCACUGGAAACUGCUGAACCAAAACUAAAAAUAUCAAUCUUUGAUGAGGAAAGGAACAAUGCAGCGAAGCAAGGGAUGAAGAGAUGUGAGCAACAGCUGAAGGAGCAGACAGUUCGAGAAGUAGAGGCAGAGACAGACUAUCUAGCUGUGUAUCUGGUGCAGUUUGCCAACAAACCCCUGUCCCAUCAGAACAUCAUGGAGGUGCGACAAUAUUGCCUCAAUGAGUACAAGCAGCUGCUUGUCGACAGAGCCAACAAGAUGCAGUUCAAUUUUGAUAAGUUAACUGAAGAGCUACAAGCGAAGCACCAGUGGUACGAGAACCUGGGAACACAUGUGACCAACGAGCAAGAGGAGUCAUACUUGGAAGACGUUCGCAGACUUGCGUUUCAGCUGCACGCACUGGAGUUGCGACUGUUGCGACAUAGGGACUUGGCUGCUGAGAGGUACGCAGCACUGGAUCUGUGGCUGUGUCAUGAUCCACGACUCGCUGCACUCAACUUGGACUGCUCUCGAUCUUGAUUGUCAACUGGAUUUCAUUAUUAUUGUAUGACAAACAUUUUGAUUUAAAGAUACUUUGAAAUAAAAUUUUUGCAGCUCUUUUA